CGAAAGAGAUGAAACGAAGCAGAGCAGAGGCCGCCACCACAACUCCUGCCGAGGGCCAGCGGCGGCAAAAGGCAACGAAGCCCAAGCCCUCGACGUCAGGAGCAAGGGCGCGGGUAAGCGCGACGGCGGAGAAUUCACGGAAGGGCGGAGGAGAGGACAAAAGCCUGGCUGUUGCAACGGCCGAACUGCAGCAGUCUUCACCUGCUCCGCUUGCGUCCGUGGUGGAGGAAACAAUGGCGUGGGAUGACGGGGCGGCGGAGCUUGGUGAGUGGUGGUGGUGCCUGUGGGGCGUGGAGGAGGAGAAGCUCUCGGGGUGGUUCCCGUUUGUGGACGAAGACUUCCUCUGCUCCGAUACCAGAGGAGGAGAGCGGUGGGGUGAACUGCUAUGGGAAGAAAUGGACCAUGAUAUCUGGCAGCUGCACCACAUCCAUGAAAUCCCACACGCAGCACGCAAAUGAUGACGGCCAUACAUUCUCCCUUCCUUCAUUUCUUUAAGCGAGUAGAGGAAUCAGAGAGGAGCUGAGAACAAUGACACCUUUGGGAGUGGGUUUAAUCUUAUCGGUCUCUUUUGGUCUUUGUUGUUGGGGUGUACAAAUGGUGUUCGGAGGUAGACAUACCGAAGGAAAGCACAUCUUGGAAAUGGAAUGCUAGUCUUUUGGUCUUCAAUGAACGGCGCCUACUCUUUCUUAUCUUGAUUUGUUCUG
Musa acuminata subsp. malaccensis (wild Malaysian banana) is the source of this 704-nucleotide messenger RNA. NCBI's taxonomy places the organism in Eukaryota, Viridiplantae, Streptophyta, Magnoliopsida, Zingiberales, Musaceae. The record is from RefSeq and is a predicted model, not a curated record.